This is a messenger RNA of Pelmatolapia mariae (spotted tilapia), 4377 nucleotides long. RefSeq names its product WW domain binding protein 1 (gene wbp1). The record is from RefSeq and is a predicted model, not a curated record. Bases 175 to 1029 code for a protein of 284 amino acids. The transcript has 4 exons. Lineage: Eukaryota; Metazoa; Chordata; Actinopteri; Cichliformes; Cichlidae.
UGCGCACCUUUUCGCCUCAGUACCAGCGCGGUACCUCAGAUUGAGAACAACAAAAACAUGUCCGAGAGGUUGAACCGUUACUAGCUACAGCCGACUGCUGUCACCGCAACAAGUCGUCACUUCGACGGACUGCUAUAUGAUUCCCGUCGUGACAACGGCCGACAACCCAGAAAGAUGGCACAGAAAGCACUGGGAUCCAUUGUUGGUCUUCUUUGCACCGGGACCUAUCUUGUGCAGGGGAAGGAGUUCUGUUUUGGGGUAAACAAUGAGCAGUACCGCUGUGAGAUGGGGUACUGCUGUGGUGAAACAGAAUGCUGCACUUACUACUAUGAACUCUGGUGGUUCUGGUUGGUAUGGACCUUAAUCAUCAUGCUGAGCUGCUGUUGUGCCUAUCGACACCGGAGGGUUAAAAUGCGUCUUCAGCAGGAGCAGCGCCAGCGUGAGAUCAGUCUCAUGGCCUACCAAGGAGCCUCCAGCUCCUUUAUUUCACCUCCACCUCUCAAUUUAAGAUUUUGGAAUGACUGCAAGCUUCCUGACUAUGAAGAGGUAGUUGGCCACCCUCCGACACCUCCUCCUCCUUACUCUGAAAACCCUCCUGAGUGUAUCCCUGUAGUCGUUCCACAAGUGAACCAGCCGGACGCUUCUUCUGUGCCACAACCCCUUGCCGAGGCUGAGCCGAGGGUGGACUGUCAGGCCUCCGGUUCGUCAUCAGACCAGGAGGCGGUGUCGCUCCCAAUCCAAGUACAGUGUGCGGCAGAGGAGAAUGUAGAGGCGGCAGAGGAGGACGAGGAGCUUGUGACUCGGCGUCGGCACGUAACCGGCGACUCAGGGAUUGAGGUGUGCGUUUGCCAGCUUGACGUAGACGAAGGCUCAGGCCUUGAGGAGGAAAGCGAAGAGGAGCAGCGUAUGUGUAAGGUCGCCGGGAGGGACUGCUGCUCCGCCCCCCAACAGCAAACCUUAAGACAGAAGGAGCAUGCCUCAGAGCUGCCUAGCCAGACUAGCACCAGCAAUGGAGACCACGUGGUGUGAUCCACAGCGUAACCAACCAGCCAACUGGUGCAGCUUCCACAACCACAGGGAGACCGUCUUGUGUUUUAAUUCUCUAAACUAACUAACAUAGACAUUACAUCUAGGUGAUGAUGAUAAUGAUAAAUAAUCCCUAAUAGCUCCAAAAAAAAAUUAUUGUAAUGUGUGGACAAUUUUUUUUCUUUGCUUUUCUAAUUGGGGAGCAAGCAAUCAUGUGUUGUAGCCCCAUUACGUGUUUUUAUUUAAUACUAACCAUGAGAAAGUUAUUGGGUGGUUAGAAGACAGCAGUUGAUUGUGAACCAGAAUUGACGUCAUUGUGACUGUCCUUUAGCCCUGCUGUCAUAUUUCAGGCCUUGGUCAAAACAUCUCCAACCAUCCUUCCUGUCAUUCAGGAGGCAAUCAUUCAGGAGUGUAUCAACGCAGUCAGCUGCAUUCCUCUCGUAUCUGCCCCCCCCCAGCUACAACUAAGCAGAGGAAGCAACAGCAAACAUCUCGAAACUGUAGGAUGAGACUGGAUGACAUCAACAACAGAUUAUUUUUAAUUUUCCCCAAAGCUCUGUGCGUGCAAGACUGCGGCCUCUGCUGUGAAAUCCAGGGCACAGCUGCGUAGUGAUGUCAUGUCUGAGGUCAUGAUAACCAGCAUCUGGUGUGAAGACUUUGGGACUCGAGCGAGGAAGGCCGUACACUCACUGGUGGAAGAGCAAAGAGUUUAGUUCAUUCUUAGGAUGCUGAAUGGCACACGAACCCCCCUUUUUAGACGACUUUCUCCUCACCCUUUGUGCAGUCUCCUCGGCCAUGUCACCAACAGUCACCAUGACAUUUGGGAUACUCAGCAUUUCAGCGGUUUAUGGAUUGUGUGCAUGUAAUCUCACUCUGGUUGUAGAUUGCAUUAAAUCCAUAGUAGUGAUGCCACCAAACUUAUUACUUAAUAAAAAAGCCUUGCGGUGGCUCUGUAUUGCCGUGCUCAGUACAUAGUUUGGAUGUUCAUAUAAAAGAAUGCGGUUUUCAUUUCGUAGCCAGCUGUGCUUCAGUAAAUGCCACAGGUGUCACUUUUAAUUGCAACAAAGCUCCAAACAGGGGCUGCUGGAGUGCGUCGUAGUAGCGGUUGUAGUGCUUGGGUGUUUCAGUGCAGUAGGGAAACAUUGAGAUGUGUGUCUGUGUGUAUAUCUUUCAAAGUGCUGUGUUGCCUGGUUGAAAAGACUGAGGUGAGGUUACUAUUAAAAGCACUGGUGUUUUGCAUGAGGCAUGGUUUAUAUGUGUUUAUAUAUGAGCUCAUUUGUAUCCUGGGAGGAGAUGUGGAUCUCUUUUGGGUUUCUGUCAGAAAGAAAUCAUCAGCUAAAUCAAACAUGCGGAGCUACCCGCCUGUGGCGACCCCCUUGUGAAUAAGGGGACGGCCGAAAGUAGCGUUUUAGAAUUUUCUAGUACUUGUGCUACUUGCUUUGCUUAUUAUUUUGUUGCAGUAAUAAUGACUGCACAAGUUUGAGCCCCGAUGUCGGGGGAAAGAAAGGGACUGAGGUUUAACAUUAGCUGUCUGGAUCUAAUAUUUUUGUGUUGUUUUGACUGUGUGAGCCAUGUCGUGCUGAUAGCUUGUUAGCUCAGGCUGCCUUGGCUCUCUACCUGGCCCCUGUAACUCUUGGCAGUGUGAGGGGAUUUGCAGUGGUAUUUUCCAUUGGCAGCAGAGGGCCCGGUGCAUUAGCAGGUUGAGAUGGAUGCAGGCUGUCCUCUGCAGUCAAUUCGGUGUUGGUACAGCAGCCAAAUCUAUUGUGACUGACUGCAUGCUGCUUGCGCCGCACACCAUGCAGUUUGUGUUUAGUCAAACCGGUUGUAGUCAGAUUUAGAAAUUCUUGUCUGUGCAAGAUGAGCAGUAACUGAUAAGUUAGUAAAUAUUUCAUUGAGAGUUUAUUUUGGAACAACGGUGAAUAACUUUUUGUCUGCUCUGAUAGCACGUGUCCAAACGGACACAGUGUAGAGACUCAGGUCAGUCAGUCUGCUUCACACACGCACUCACCAAGUCCUGCUUCCAUUUGGCCUUUAUCACCAGUAAACGUCUCGGUGCAGUACUCUCUGUUCUAGAUGAUUUCACCAAGGGUAACAAUCGUUCACAUGCACUCUCUUGUCUGUCUGAUGUUGCUUCACAAUCUUCACAUGUUUUGAUUUUUCCUUUAAAUACCAUAGAGUUAGAAGACAUUUCCAUCUGGCAAAGCGGGGAACAAAGGCUAGCAUUUCAAGCUUGCUGGUUAUAUUUAUGCGGCUUUGCGUGCUUCUUUAUUUUCAGUGCUGAAUGAACUCUGACAAGGACACGUUUGAACUGAACAUUGUUGGCCCUUCUAGCAGAACACAACACUUGAGUUCUGUGCACAAAUAUGUAAUUUUAGGCAGCUCUGUGGCUCAUGAAUCAGUUUCGUUUUUUCCCCCCAGCUAGCAGCAGCCUGUUCUGGUUGUGGCUGUGCAUGCUAAAAAAACCGAAAACAAGUGGGCCACUGCGUCAGGCGUGUGAGAGCAGAAUGAAAAUAUGUGAAUGCACAGCUGCCUGAAAUUUCAUAUUCAUUUAAAUGGGCGUCUUUAAACUUGCUGCGAUGGCGUUAUGCAAGAUUAGUUAGAGGUUCGCAGUCCGUGUGCUGUGCGGUCGAGCCGGUGCUUUAACAUGAAGCCAUACUAACACGACAGCGACCUUAUCAGAGGAGCAGUCACACUGUGAGCAUGGCUGCACACCCAUUAGCAUAAAUGAUAAUAGACAUUUUGUUUGCCAACACACCUCGAGCUGCCUUGGUGCAUUUAUACAGAGCAAAUGUCUUGAUUAAGGAGCUGCACAGUAAAAUAUAAAUUAUAACCUCUUUGUGCGGAAGCAGAUGUGAUACUGCCUUAUUAAAGUAGACUAAUAGUCAGGGUUUUUUUUCCUGUGGUAACAUUUGUUUUUGAAGCGUGGUUGCUGUAGCUAGAAUAUACAUUUCUGAGAAAAGUGUGCUUGUGUCUUAGAAAAGGAUGUGGUGGGUAAACAUUAAAAAGCCACAAGAUUUGAACUGUUCUGUACAGCGUUGUUACCGGAGGGGCGGUUGUAGUGACUUUAAAAUCUGUGUGUAGUUAGCUGUGGCACUGACGGAGUAUGUUCAGACCACGUAGUUUGUGCUCAGUCUGUUUUAGCUUUUUUUUCUCCUCUCUUUGAGGUGGCUGUUGGUUUAUUUAGUGAAAUAUACUCAGUUGAAAGCAUGAGAAGAGUAGAAAAUGUCCUCGUUGUUUUCUAUGGCUUGUUUUCCAUUUGAAGGACAAAAACUGACUCCAGAAGAGUUUUUUUUUGUUUGUUGCUAAGGUGGAUCUUUUCUUAUUUGUAUACAUAUUUAGGGUAAUAACAGA